UUUAUCUUCAAUUUAAAAAAUCAUAAUACUGCAUAAUGGAUAAUAAAAACCACAGAAGCAGCUCAUCCACGAAAAAUUUACACAACAAAUUAUUUGGUAUUGGUUCACCACCUUAUGGAGCAUUUGGAUCAAAUGGAUCAAAACGAAUUAAUACAACAAGUCAAUCUCAGACACAUCAGGCAAUACAGCAGCCUAUAGCACAUAUUCAGUCAUUUUCGCAAAAUAUUCAAAGUCCAUUACCCCAAUGUAAUAUUGUGGCACAGAGCCCAAUGCCCUCAACUGAGCCGCAAGAUGCGAUAAAUGCAAUUAAAAUCCAGAAUUGUGUUGCUACCGUGAAUUUAGGCUGCGAUUUGAACUUGCGUAAGAUAAAUUUUCGGACGAGGAAUUCUGAAUACAAUCCUUCUCGUUUUCAUGGAGUUAUCAUGAGAAUCCGGGAGCCAAGAUGUACUGCACUGAUAUUUCGCUCAGGAAAAGUAGUUUGUACUGGUGCUCGCAACGAAGUGGACGCAAAUUUAGGAACACGAAAAUUCGCUAGAAUCCUCCAGAAACUUGGUUAUCCGGUAAAAUUCAUGGAGUUUAAAAUACAAAAUUUAGUAGCGACAGUUGAUUUAAGAUUUCCGAUACGUUUGGAAUACUUGAACCAGAUGCAUGGACAAUUCAGUUCCUAUGAACCUGAGCUAUUCCCCGGCUUAAUUUAUCGUAUGGUGAAACCUCGUGUAGUUUUGUUAAUUUUCGUCAAUGGAAAAAUCGUCUUUACGGGAGCUAAAACUAAAUACGAAAUUAGAGAAAGUUUAGAAAAUAUUUUUCCCAUUUUGCAAAGUUUUCGUAAAAAUUAGGUUUUUGGGACAUUCUAAUGAUAGCUUCGUAUUGUUUUUUUGUUUUAUUCUAUAUACUGAAAUGGAAAUGUGAUAAUAAAAUGUAUAUACCCCGAAUCCAGGGUUAAAUCAGA
Sitodiplosis mosellana (orange wheat blossom midge) is the source of this 949-nucleotide messenger RNA. RefSeq names its product TBP-related factor. The transcript is spliced from 3 exons. The record is from RefSeq and is a predicted model, not a curated record. Gene Ontology annotation, biological process: DNA-templated transcription initiation. NCBI's taxonomy places the organism in Eukaryota, Metazoa, Arthropoda, Insecta, Diptera, Cecidomyiidae. Gene Ontology annotation, molecular function: DNA binding; RNA polymerase II general transcription initiation factor activity. Bases 36 to 836 code for a protein of 266 amino acids.